Molecule: messenger RNA, 3004 nt
Organism: Myripristis murdjan (pinecone soldierfish)
Lineage: Eukaryota; Metazoa; Chordata; Actinopteri; Holocentriformes; Holocentridae
Exons: 2
Coding region: 368-2764 (798 amino acids)
Biological process (GO): regulation of transcription by RNA polymerase II
Cellular component (GO): nucleus
Molecular function (GO): sequence-specific DNA binding; DNA-binding transcription factor activity, RNA polymerase II-specific
Source: RefSeq, a predicted model, not a curated record
UUUCCGCUUCCGGCUAAAACAGGAUGUGGAAGACACCAGUGGAGGCGCCAUCACAUCACGAGCAUUUCUCUGCGUUGAAAUGUGAAGAUUUCGGGUUCACAGCUGCUCAAUAUCCCCAUGCCCCGGCCACCUGUGCAGCUUCAAGAGAAAUUCAGAGAUAAAACCCGAAAUGAUCCGGUUCAUGCCUCCCAGGCUUCACAGUCGACACAUUGUUUUGUUUUGUUUGGCUCUAAGUAAGUGACUCGGACUAACGCCACCAUUUAGUUUGGUCUGAAUCCUCAAAUUGUUGUUUUUCCAGCGUCGCUCAGUUUGGACCCGGUGCGUUUUGCCGGCGGAGGUCAGGUGAGGCACUCCAGAUCAGCUCUACAUGUCUGAGGACUCCAGCAGUGAUGAGGAGUGGUGUGUGUCAGCAGACAAGCCGCCUGUUGGUGCGGACUCCAGGCAGAAGUGUUGGGAAUGUGGCAAGAUGUUCCAGCGCCUAGGAAAGCUGAUCUCACACUACAAAAGCCACGAUGUCCAGGCCACCUGCCACAUUUGCCAGGUGACUUUCCGGCGCAUGACGUCCCUCUCCACACACCUGGAUAAUGCACACUCGCCCUUCUGCAGAUUGUGCAAUAGGUGGUUCAGCAACGUGUGGGAGUUUAACAAGCACACGGCAGCACAUUAUAACAUUAAAGUGUCCCCUGGAACGCCGUCAAAUAGCUGUGUGACGCUACAUCAGGACAAGAACUGCGAAAACUCUGAUAAUGGGUUGACUGAUGACAUGGCUCUGCUCUCUCUCCCUACAUUUGCACAACCAAAGGAGGAGUACACACCUGUGGUUCAGGAUCACACAUAUAUUAGCAGCUGUGGAAAUGGGGAAGCUAUUCAGCACUUAGUUACAAAACAAAGCACUGAGACAAUGUCAGAAGCAAGGCCCCUAAAAAGAGGUGAGAUAAACCAUGAGCAACUUGAGAUAGUUGGUAAUCACAUUGACUAUAUCGUGGGGGAGAAUGAUUUUAAAGAUAUCAACGAGGGAAAUCAAACUGAUGAAGGCGAGAGCUCAGAUGACUCGAUGAGCUCUGAGGACAAUGACACGGGAAUGAGUGUGGAUGAUAGGGAUGGCAGAUCCUCACACGCGCAUGGAGAUGAACAGUUUGGAUAUGCGGGGGAGAAAAAUGACAAAGACACAUCUGAAUCUCUCCACUCUCAAUCUUCGGACUCAUCCUCAGAAGCUGACGUGCCAUCAGAAUAUGGCUUGAGCCCCUGUUCAAGUGGGUCUUCCAGUGACUCUUCGCUUGCUGCUGAGCAUCCCGACAGCGCCCCUGCAAACCCCCACAACACACUAUGCACUCUGUGUGGCAGAGGACCAUUUAGGAAUGUGAAAGUCCAUUUGCUGCACUGUCCUGGGAAACCGAAUCAGCCAGGACAGGGUUCGUCUUUUCACUGUUUAUUGUGCAAAGGGAACUUUGCCACUCUGACUCUCCUGGUUGAACACCAGAGGCGUUGGUAUUCCUGCAACUCGUGUGGCCAGGUUUUCCGUCACUGGAGCGCUUACAGGCACCACAUUUGCUCCAAGGGAAAACAGUCAAGUACUCACAGCAUUGUACUUUUUUGUUCUAAGUCAAUGCCAAAAUCAUGCAACAUAUGCAAUGCCUUUUUUUCUUCUGAGAAAAAUUUGUUAACUCAUGUGGUUACAGCUCACAGUACAAACUUCAGUACCAUUGUCUCUAAGCCACCUCCCCUGACUGAUAAGGUGGCACCAGAUGCCUCUGCCUCCAGAGGAGCCCAGUUACAGUUAGUCAAAGAUGUCCUGGUUUCCAGCAGUGCUGUGGCUUCUCAGAGCACCAUUGUCAAUGGGAAGCCCCCUGUCACUCAGUCUCUGGCCACAGUUUUGCAGUCGAGCCCUUCCUCCCCAUCCUCAUCCUCCCACCCAGGCUUGGUUCCCGUGUCAUCCACAUUAGUUAAUGGCGGGGCAACCAAUUUCACAAUUGUCCAACAGCCCUCCAUCAUCACUCAGGUCGUCCCACAGAGGAGCGCUACAAAUCCACAGGUGACUAGCCUGACGCAAAACACAAUUUUGUCCUCUCAGAAGAUAACUUCUUCCUCAUCAGCUGUCAGGCCACUUCCUCCUAUACUAAUGGCUGUUCCUACCACAAAUGUCAGAUCAGGGACAGACAGUGCCUUAUGUCAGGUGACAAACCAGCCUGCAGGACAGCUUUAUGCCCCACUAAUCUCUGUCAGUGACUCUAACAAAACUCCAGCUGUUGUAGCCGCUAACUCUGCACCUCCACUCACACCACCCGUAAAUAUUGUGGCCCUGUUUAAGAAUGACAGCCGGGAGAUGGCCCUGCAGAGGCGUAUGAACACCAGCUGGCGUUGCAAAGCCCCUUACCCCUGCAGGCAGUGUGGUGCCAUCUCACGGCAGCCAUCUCUCAUCAUCAGCCACCGCUACCUCCACCGUGGUCGCCGCUCACACCACUGCAAGUGUGGCCGUGCUUUCAAGCACCGGUUGCACCUCCUGCGGCACUGCAUGCAACAUGCAGAGGCAACCAGCUACAUCUGUGUCAGCUGUGGGGAAACUUUCACAGGAGCAAAACUCUUAGCGAAGCACAUGCAGGGCGAUUCAAGACAUACUUCUGGACGUACUUGGAAACUCAGAGCCAAAAGAAAGUGUAACAUGCCCUUUUCCUGUGACUGCGGACAGCUCUUUUUCAGGCCUUCUGCUUAUAUAUGGCACCAACUUAAAAACAGGGGAAGAGCAAAACGCCACAAAAAGUCCUGAAAAUGUGCAAAACACUGGUACAGUUAUGACUUUACAGAGAUCAUAAAUUGUUUUCUUCCCUACAUGUUAUGUCGAGGUAAACUAUGGUUAUUGUGCUACUGAGCUGUACCACAAAAACAAAGUGGUUGUUCAAAUGACCGUUCACUCAUGCCACAUGAUUUCUUUUUUUCCCCCCUUUCUUUUAAUUUAUUAUUAUUAUUGCAAUUCUAUGUUAAUAAAGCAAAGUCAUGUUAAUUUGCU